Molecule: messenger RNA, 285 nt
Organism: Mytilus californianus (California mussel)
Lineage: Eukaryota; Metazoa; Mollusca; Bivalvia; Mytilida; Mytilidae
Exons: 4
Coding region: 1-285 (94 amino acids)
Source: RefSeq, a predicted model, not a curated record
AUGUCAACACUAACUGCGGUAUUCGCUAUUUUGACAGCGGUGAUCCCAUGGUGUAAAUAUUACGUUUUAAUGAUAAUAUUGUUUCUUGUACGUGGAAGUGCUAGAGGAGCUGCAAAAUUAAGUCUCUCAUUAAUGUGUGCAACGUUUUGCUUUUAUUUGUUCCUCGAAGAAGCUAUGGUUUUCUUUUUGACAACAUUUACACUUGAACAUAUGCACUGGACACAGUCUCAAGGUUCAUAUGCAGCUACGUCAUACUGGGCUGCCUUUGCUAUUGAUACGACAUGA